This is a messenger RNA of Oncorhynchus tshawytscha (Chinook salmon), 9642 nucleotides long. RefSeq names its product unconventional myosin-XVIIIa-like. The record is from RefSeq and is a predicted model, not a curated record. The transcript is spliced from 47 exons. Gene Ontology annotation, molecular function: cytoskeletal motor activity; ATP binding; protein binding. Lineage: Eukaryota; Metazoa; Chordata; Actinopteri; Salmoniformes; Salmonidae. Bases 362 to 7498 code for a protein of 2378 amino acids. Gene Ontology annotation, cellular component: myosin complex.
CCUCCGGCUAUCUCAGCUCUUUCUCACACACUACUAACUCUGGGUUGAACUCCCGUUACCGCCAACGCCGUUUUAAGGGCGUAUUUCGGUCAGAGAAGGACUGGAUCUACCAAACCGAACUACACAAAUCACCUUCACAGAGGACAGCAGACUUGUUCACCUCACUUACUGCGACACGUGGUCCUUCCACUAUCCCACUGGUUGCGGCCCCUAGAGUGAGGAUCCAGUGAUUUUGGCCUCUAUUGUGAAGAUCUACCCUUCCAACCAUCUGUCUGUCCGUCUGUCCAGCUCUUCUCUCCAUUCCUGCUCUCCCCCUUGUCCCCCUUCAUCCGGCACAGCUCAUGACAUCAGCGCAGUCAACAUGGCAUUCUCAUCACGCUUUUCCUUCUGGGAGCAAAAGGUCAAAGAAGAGGUCAGAGCACCAGGCUCCAAGAUAUCAAAUCAGGGUUCAGACAGCGACAGUGGCAGUAUGAGUAGCCGCUCCCAGUCCGUGCCCAGUCUGGAGCCUAGCAGGGGCCUACUCUGCACCAAAAGCCCUGAGCCAGCCAAGACACAUCCCGUGGUCAGGGUCAGGAGUCCCUCGCCACCCAGGGUACGCGGGGCUGUAAAGGUCCCUGAACGCUUCAAAAGUCUAGUGCCUCCGAUCCAGGCGCCAGCACAGCACUUCAGGAGCCCUGACCCACGCAGAGCUUCCAUAAUUAGCCCCGAGCCUGUGCUGAACGGAAACAGCAAGCCCAACGGAUCCGUUAACGUCAGUGCCGUCAAUGGGAACUCUGCCAAUGGAGGUGCCAGACAGCCAGACCUGGACAACGAUGAUCCGAGCCUUACCCUCAAGAAGGUAGUGAAGGUGGUGUGUCAAGUGGUGCGGAAGGCACUACCUGCAGAAGAGGAGGAUGCUCUAGCUCCUGAGCCUACUAAACAUGCCCCUGAACCUCCUAAAUUGGUACCAUCGCGAGCGCCAACAUCUGUGCCCAAGGUCCCAAAGGUACCACUGUUCUCUUUCAAGCACGAUACCAUCAAGACUGAGGAGAAGGACGAUAUAUCAGCAGGGCUGGCCAGCCUCAUGGUCCGCGGGAGGACCAGGAACCGCCCUCGCACACGCAUGGAUGAGCCGCCUGAAAAAGAACAAGAGGAAGCAGUGAAAAGAGAGAAAAAAGAAGGCCCUAAAUUGGUUGAGAUUAAAUCUAUCUCUAAUGUCGGCCCAGUUUCAAAACAGGAGAAUAAGACUCCUGUGUCGGCUGUACCUGCUAAAGUUCAUCCUAUGGCUUCUAAUUUGAUCGCGGUUCCCUCCAGGUAUUCCCCCGCAGGCUUCAUCCCUGCCCCAAAGCCUUCCCCGCUCUCCCCUCCUGCAGGUUUCACCCCACCACCAAACUCAGCCUCCCUUUCCCCACCUGCUGGGUUUGUACCAGCACCAAAAUCAUACCCCCUUUGCCAACCAAAUGGGUAUGUACCAGCACCAAAAUCAGCCACCCUUUCCCCUCCAGUAGGGUUUGUACCAGCACCAAAAUCAGCCACCCUUUCCCCUCCAGUAGGGUUUGUACCAGCACCAAAAUCUACUGCUCUAAGUCCUUCAGUUUCCACUGCAGCCCCCAAAUCCUCCCCAACAAUUCCCCCAUCAUGCUUCAUCCCACCACCAAAAUGCCACCCCCUUUUCCCUCCAGCAGGGUUUGUACCAUCACCAAAAUCCAAUGCUUUUACUCCUUCAGUUUCCACUGCAGCCCCCAAAUCCUCCCCAGCCAUUCCCACAUCAUGCUUUAUCCCACCACUAAAAUCAGCCCCCAUUUCCCCACCUGCCGGGUUAAUAUCAGCAUCAAAAUAUACCCCCCUUUCCCCACCUGCUGGUUUUAUCCCCUCUUCUAAAUACUCCCCUGUCACUCCCCCUUCAGCAUCCUUUCCCACCUCUAAGUCCUCCCCCAGUACUCCUCCUGCAGGGUUCGUCCCAGUCUCCAAGGUCUCGCCUCUCUCCCCUCCUCCCGCCUUUAUCAUUCCCAAGGCGAGUGCCCUCUCUCCACCACCGGCGUUGAUCCCGCCCCCCAAACUGCCAACCGUGAAGAAGCUUGAGGUGGCAGCCUCUCCCCUGUCCUCUGUUCCCAUUGAGAAGGCUUCACCGCAGAACAAGUCAUCAACCGUUUCAUCAAAGACUACCCCAACCAUAACCCUAAAGGAGGCGCCGCUCAGUCCCACUGAAGAGGCUCAGAGACUCCUGGACAGGAUCUUCAGUGCGCCUCUGGAGCCGGCAGUUUGUGCCUCAGCCCCGACCCUUUGUCCUGCCCCAGCCUCAAACCCCCCUCAGGGACAGGUGGACAAGGAUCCCGUGGCCAUCCUUCAGGUGUCUCACGCCGCUGCCCAACAACCCAAGGUGAAGACAGAGGAGCAGAUAGCCGCAGAGCAGGCAUGGUACGGCUCAGAGAAGGUCUGGCUGGUCCACAAGGAUGGCUUCUCCCUGGCGACGCUGCUGAAGACGGAGGCAGGCUCUCUGCCGGAGGGGAAGGUGAAGAUCAAACUGGAACAUGACGGGACAGUACUGGACGUAGAUGACGAUGACGUGGAGAAGGCGAACCCCCCGUCGUUUGACCGCUCUGAGGACCUGGCCUUGCUGCAGUACCUCAAUGAGUCCAGUGUGAUGCACUCCCUGCGGCAGCGCUACGGGGGAAACCUCAUCCACACACACGCUGGGCCCAACAUGAUCAUCAUCAAUCCCCUCAGCGCUCCCUCCAUGUACUCGGAGAAGGUGAUGCACAUGUUUAAGGGUUGCAGGCGAGAGGACACGGCACCUCACAUCUACGCGGUGGCUCAGUCGGCCUACAGGAACCUGUUGACCACGCGUCAGGACCAGUCCAUCGUGCUGCUGGGGAAGAGCGGCAGUGGCAAGACCACCAACUGUCAACACCUGGUCCAGUACCUGGUCUCCAUCGCUGGCAGCACCGGAAAGAUCUUCUCUGGGGAGAAGUGGCAGGCAGUAUACACCAUCCUGGAAGCAUUUGGGAACAGCUCCACCUCCAUGAACACCAAUGCCAGCCGCUUCUCUCAGAUUGUCUCUCUGGACUUCGACCAGGCUGGCCAGGUGGCCUCCGCAUCCAUACAGACCAUGCUGCUUGAGAAGCUGAGAGUGACCAAAUGGCCGGAGACUGAGUCCACCUUCAACGUGUUCUACUACAUGAUGUCCGGAGCUGACAGCACUCUCAGAACGGAGCUGCACUUUAACCACUUUGCAGAGAACAGCGCCUUCGGAAUUGUGCCUCAGUCUAAACUGGAGGACAAACAGAAGUCGUCUCAGCAGUUCACCAAGCUGCAGGCAGCCAUGAAGGUGCUGGGCAUCUCAGUGGAGGAGCAGAGGGCUCUGUGGCUCAUCCUGGGGACCAUCUACCACCUGGGGGCCGCAGGGGCCACCAAAGAGGCUGACGAAGCUGGCCGUAAGCAGUUUGCCCGUCAUGAGUGGGCCCAGAAGGCUGCCUACCUGCUGGGCUGCACCCUGGAGGAGCUCUCCUCGUCCAUCUUCAAGCACCAGGUCAAGGGUGCCCUGCAGAGGUCCACCUCCUUCCGCGGGGGGCCCGACGAGGCCGGGGCAGGAGACAGCUCAGUCUCUAAGAUCACAGCCCUGGAAUGUCUGGAGGCCAUGGCUUCAGGCCUGUACUCAGAGCUCUUCACCCUCGUUAUCUCCCUCAUUAACAGAGCUCUGAAGUCCAGUCAGCACUCUCUGUGCUCUCUGCUCAUCGUGGACACACCGGGUUUCCAGAACCCUCACAUGGCCAAGCACCAGCGCGGUGCCACCUUCGAGGAGCUGUGCCACAACUACGCCCAGGAGCGCCUGCAGAGCCUGUUCCACGAACGCACCUUUGUACAGGAGCUGGAAAGAUAUAAGGAGGAAAACAUAGAGCUUGCAUUAGAUGACAUAGGGUCCAGUACCUCAAUGUCGGUAGCAGCUAUAGACCAAGCAUCAACCCAAGCGCUGGUGCGCACCCUGGCGAGGACAGAUGAGGCUCGGGGUCUGCUGUGGCUGAUGGAGGAGGAGGCUGUGCAGCCAGGGGGCUCUGAGGCCACUCUGCUGGAGAGACUCUUCAGCUACUACGGCCCCGACCAGGGGGACAACAAGGGACACGCCCUGCUCCUGAAGAGUGACAAACCGCAUCACUUCCUGUUGGGCCACAGCCACGGGACAGACUGGGUGGAGUACGAUGCUCAGGGUUGGCUGAACCACGCCAAGCAGAACCCUGCCUCCCAGAACGCUGCCACUCUGCUGCAGGACUCACAGAAGAAGAACAUCAGCAGUCUGUUCUCUAGUCGUAGUGGAGGGCCCACAGUGCUGUCUGGCUCCAUCGCAGGGCUGGAGGGGGGAUCUCAGCUGGCCCUCCGCAGAGCCACUAGCAUGAGGAAGACCUUCACCACUGGCAUGGCCGCUGUCAAGAAGAAGAGCCUCUGUAUCCAGAUCAAACUGCAAGUGGAUGCUCUGCUGGACACGGUGCGCAGGUCCAGGGUUCACUUUGUCCACUGCCUGCUGCCCAAGGCAGACGCGGUGGGAGUUGGCAUGGAGCCGCGCAUGACCCAUGGAGAGAGCUGCGACUCAGGCCUCAUGCAGCUGGAUGUGGGCCUCCUGAGGGCUCAACUCCGUGGAUAUAAGCUUAUUGACGCCUUGCGCAUCUACAGACAAGGAUACCCUGAUCACAUGGUGUUCUCCGAGUUCAGACGGCGCUUUGACGUGCUGGUGCCCCACCUGACCAAAAAGCACGGAUGCCACUACAUGGUCACAGACGAGAAGAGGGCUGUGGAGGAGCUGUUGGAGUCUCUGGACUUGGAGAACAGCAGUUACCACAUGGGCCUGAGCAGGGUGUUCUUCAGAGCGGGGACCCUGGCUAAACUGGAGGAGCAGAGAGAUGUCCAGACCAGACGCAACAUCACCAUGUUCCAGGCUUCCUGCAGAGGAUACCUGGCCAGACAGGCUUUCAAGAAGAGGAAGAUCCAGGACCUGGCUAUCCGCUGCAUCCAGAAGAACAUCAAGAAGAACAAAGGAGUGAAGGGCUGGCCCUGGUGGAAGGUGUUCACCACAGUACGCCCCCUUAUAGAGGUCCAGCUCACAGAGGAGCAGAUACGUGGCAAAGACGAGGAGAUCCAGCAGCUGAAAGGGAGGCUGGAGAAGGUGGACAAGGAGAGGAAUGAGCUGAGACUCAACAGUGACCGCCUGGAGAGCAGGAUCACAGAGCUGUCGUCGGAGCUGGCAGACGAGAGGAACACAGGAGAGUCGGCCUCUCAGCUGCUGGAGUCUGAGACCUCAGAGAGACUGAGACUGGAGAAAGACAUGAAGGACCUGCAGACUAAGUUUGACUCGAUGAAGAAGUCUAUGGACUCUAUGGAGAUGGAGGUGAUGGAGACCAGACUCCUCAGAGCCUCUGAGCUCAAUGGAGAGAUGGACGAUGACGACACAGGGGGAGAGUGGAGACUGAAGUAUGACAGGGCCAUCAGAGAGAUAGAGUUCACCAAGAAGAGGUUACAGCAGGAGUUUAAUGACAAGCUGGAGGUGGAGCAGCAGAACAAGCGGCAGCUGGAGAGGAGGCUAAGUGACCUUCAGGCAGACAGUGAGGAGGUGCAGCGUACGGCCCAGCAGCUGAAGAAGAAGUGUCAGAGAUUGACGGCUGAGCUACAGGACACCAAGCUACACCUGGAGGGCCAGCAGAGCCGCAACCAUGACCUGGAGAAGAAACAGAGGAAGUUUGACUCGGAGCAGAACCUGUCUCAGGAGGAGGUCCAGAGGGAGAAGAAUCUUAGAGAGAAGCUGAGCAGAGAGAAGGACAUGCUGACUGGAGAAGUGUUCAGCCUGCGACAGCAACUGGAGGGCAAGGACCUGGAGAUGUGUGCACAGAACGUGAAGUUAGAACAGCUGGAGGCGGAGCUGCUGGACCUGUCGUCCCAGGAGACCAAGGACGAGGCAUCACUGUCCAAGGUGAAGAAGACGAUGCGUGACCUGGAGGCCAAGGUCAAAGACCAGGAAGAGGAGCUGGAUGAACAGGCCGGAACUAUACAGAUGCUGGAGCAGGCUAAGCUGCGUCUGGAGAUGGAGACAGAGAGACUGCGCCAGACACACUCCAAGGAGAUUGAGAGUAAAGACGAGGAGGUGGAGGAGAUCAGACAGUCCUGCAGUAAGAAGCUGAAGCAGAUAGAAGUCCAGCUGGAGGAGGAGUUUAAUGACAAACAGAAGGUCCUCCGUGAGAGGAGAGAACUGGAGACCAAGCUGCUGUCUGCCCAGGACCAGGUGAACCCCAGAGACGUGGAGACAGAGAAGAGGCUGAGGAAGGAUCUGAAGCGCACCAAGGCCCUGCUGGCUGACGCCCAGAUCAUGCUGGACCACAUGAAGAACAACGCCCCCAGCAAGAGAGAGAUCGCCCAGCUCAAAAACCAGCUGGAGGAGUCAGAGUUCACCUGUGCGGCAGCAGUGAAGGCCCGUAAGUCUAUGGAGGUGGAGAUUGAGGACUUGCAUGUGCAGAUGGACGACAUCUCCAAAGCCAAACAGGCUCUGGAAGAGCAGUUGAGCAGGCUGCUGAGGGAGAAGAAUGAUCUUCAGUCUCGUAUGGAGGAGGACCAGGAGGAUAUGAACGAGCUCAUGAAGAAGCACAAGUCAGCUGUCGUCCAGUCAACCCAGAACCUAGCCCAGAUCUCUGACCUACAAGCCCAGCUGGAGGAGGCCCUCAAGGAGAAGCAGGAUGUCCAGGAGAAGCUCUCGGCACUGCAGAGCCAGCUGGAGUUCCAGGAGACGUCUAUGGUCGAGAAGUCCCUGGUCAGCAGGCAGGAGGCCAAGAUCCGAGAGAUGGAGACCAAGAUGGAGUUUGAGAAAACACAGGUCAAACGCUUGGAGAGCCUGGUGGCCCGUCUAAAGGAGAACCUUGAGAAGCUAACAGAGGAGCGGGAUCACCGCAGCACCAGCGAGACCCGGGAGAAGGAGCAGAACAAGCGGCUCCAGAGACAGAUCAGAGAUAUCAAGGAGGAGAUGGGAGAGCUGGCCAAGAAGGAGGGAGAGGCCAGCCGCAAGAAACAUGAGCUGGAAAUGGAUAUUGAAAGCUUGGAGGCAGCCAAUCAGAGCCUGCAGGCGGACCUUAAACUAGCCUUCAAGAGGAUUGGUGACCUCCAGGCCGCCAUCGAGGACGAGAUGGAGAGUGACGGCAACGAGGACCUCAUCAGCAGUUUACAAGACAUGGUGACAAAGUAUCAGAAAAGAAGGAACAAAACUGAGGGAAACUCAUCUGACUUGGAGAUUGAAGACUGUGUGGACGGGGUCAAGUCCUGGCUGUCCAAAAACAAGGGAUCUACCAAGAACCUCUCAGAUGACGGCAGCCUCAAGAGCUCCAGUCCUCCUAGCCGAAGACGUUUCUGCUCGGACAAAUCUGAGGAAGAAGAGGAGGAAGAACAAAAAGAAGGUGGUGCGUCUCGAGGGUCCUACCGCUCCAGAUAUACACGCGGCAGCUACCUGAACAACAGUGACAGUGAAGACAAGCCCUCUGAGACAACGUAGUUAACACACACACCAGCCAACACAGGCUGCAUGUUGAGAGGGCCCCAGUGGUGCAUGAUUGGACUCACUGUGCUGUUAUCACACACGUGCACACACUCACAACCACUCUGUUCUUCUAACCCUGCAACAUGGCAAUGAUACUAUGACUGUCAUUAUUAUUCUACUGUUACAAAACAGCUUGCAUUGCUAAGGUCUAGAGAAGGUGCCAUAGUACAUCAAUGUACAGUACACAACACCAAUGGUUUCUCUCACUCCACUCCACUGGGCCAACCCUGUCUUAAUGUAUUUCACCAGUCACAUGUGACUGUGUGUCUCCAUCUUGGAUCUGGCCCCUCCAGUUGAACAGCACCUCCAUUAAUAAUGACUUGUCUUUCUUGUCUCUGCUAGCUGCAUGAGGACAGCUGCUGCUUGGCUGGAGCCAUCGUCUCCUCCUUCCUAGAUGUUAUCAUGAUCAUGGUUGUAACUGAGCCAAGGAACUGUAGCUAUGUUCCCUGAUGUUUUAUCACUGCAUUGGGAGACAAGAAAGGAAAAAAAAACAAGAAAAAAAGAGUGAGAAAAUAAAUACCAAAAAAGCCUUUGUUGCAACUAGGUGUGUACACUGUGUUAUUUCUUAUUUGCUCGUCCUGGUAAAAAAAGACCAGAGUUUAUUUUUGGGAAAAGUGCCGUUGAUAUAAGUAGGGUCCUCUACAGCUGGCACCCACACAGCUGUGCUUAGAUUCUGUCUGCAGUGCCACGCUGCGCCACACCGAACAAAGACGCUUUCAUCGGCUUGUUUUUUAUUACUUGUUUUUGCAGGAUAAUAAUGUUUCCUAACGGGAAGACAACAGAAGAGAGCUGCAGCACCAAACUGCUUGUGAUGAAACUUUAGUCCUUUCUCUUUUUUUUAAAUCUUUUUGUUUUGAUGUUUGAAAUAAAAUUAGAAUUUGUUUUCAAGAGUGCUGCCAUCAAGGACAUGAUUUUCAGGAGGUUUGAGUGUAGUGUAUCCUAUGAAAUGCUUUGUCUCAUUUGAUUUCAACUUGAAUUGAACUAAGUACUUUGCAGAAAUGUUUUUGGGGGAGGGUCUUUGGCUCAGCUGUUUUUUUCUUUCUGUCAUUGUGGUUGUUGUUGUUCUUAUGCUUUUCACUUGUUUUUUCUCUCCAUUUGAUGUGCUUUGCUUUCCAAAGGGAAUGAUAUUCAACACCAUGCUUUAUGGUGGUUUGUCUUUAGUUUAUAUCUCCUUCAACACCCACAUUUGGACCCACACCAUACUGGAUUACACAUGGUGAGGAUUAGGUCUCCUCAAUCAGCAUGUUAAAUCCACCACUCUGUAAACUGGAUGUAAUGCAUUCAAAUCUAUUUGUCAUGUAGGAUUCAUCAGUAUUCUGUCCUGAACCAAUGCUACCCUUUAUAACAGUGCAACAGUUUAACCAGGAAGAUAUUAAAGACCCACGCUUUUACGGUUGCUUGGUGUUACAAUGAACCCUUCGGCUGUCUCUUUAGUAUUUAUGAAUUAGCAUUAAUGAAUUUAGCAGGCCUGCCAAAAUGUGUAUUAUCCAUCUGUACAUGGCAAGUGGGGCCGAAAGGAUUUUGUGGAUACUCUGCGUGAAGGGAUAAGUUUGGUGUGAUUGUAUUACACAUGAUUUUUAAAGACACUCGUCUAUCACAUCCCCUUGUUCUCUAUGCCAGGGCUUCCCAAACUCGGUCCUGCCCCUCCGCCGGGUGCAUGUAUUGGUGUUUGCCCUAGCACUACACAGCGGAUUGAGCUAAUCAAAGCUUGAUGAUGAGUUGGUGAUUUGAAUCCACUGUGUAGUGCAGGGGAAACACUAAACCAGGACCGCGUGUGGGAAACCCUGCUCUAUGCAGUCAACGUGACUUUUAAAAGGAAUUUUCUGUUUUAUGAUGUCGUUAUAUGAUACUCUUAAACCUGAGUCAUCAUAAAACACCUGGGGGGAAAAUGAAAACAAAGAAAUUAGUGAACAUAACAUUGCUGACUGUACACAUUAAUAUUUAUAUUUAUAUAUAUAUAUAUAUAAAUAUCUGUAUUGAUUCAUACUAGCUUUCAAAAUAGUUAAUGUUUAUUUUCGUUAUUGAACAAAAUGACCACUUGUAAUAAUUUUGCAUUACAGUUUAAUAUAUUGUAAAUAAAUGAUGACUCCAGACUGUAA